Nilaparvata lugens (brown planthopper) is the source of this 6126-nucleotide messenger RNA. RefSeq names its product tyrosine-protein phosphatase Lar (gene Lar). Lineage: Eukaryota; Metazoa; Arthropoda; Insecta; Hemiptera; Delphacidae. Gene Ontology annotation, biological process: protein dephosphorylation. Gene Ontology annotation, molecular function: protein tyrosine phosphatase activity; protein binding. The coding region runs from base 48 to 5483 and encodes 1811 amino acids. The transcript has 29 exons. The record is from RefSeq and is a predicted model, not a curated record.
GUGUAGUUCGACGCGUGCCGCCUCAGUUCACGAUCAAGCCGCAGCCGAUGUUCGAGGUGAUGCUUGGCCAGGACCUGAACCUGACGUGUGUGGCGGUUGGCUCCCCGAUGCCAUUCGUCAAGUGGCGGCGAGGCCCCGCCCAGGACCUCACUCCCGAGGACAAGCUGCCGAUUGGUCGCAACGUGUUGGAGCUGGCCAACAUCCAGCAGUCGGCCAACUACACGUGUGUGGCCGCAAGCGCGCUCGGUGUCAUCGAGGCUAUGACCACUGUCAAAGUCCAGUCCCUGCCUAGCGCUCCGACCAACGUGCAAAUAUCUGAAAUAACAGCGACGUCGGUGCGUUUGACGUGGUCCUAUCCGAACACAGAAGACCUGCUCUACUAUGUGAUCCAGUACAAGCCGAAGAAUGUGAACCAGGCGUACAGCGAAAUCUCGGGCAUAAUCACGAUGCACUACGCAGUGCGAUCGCUCAGCCCCUACACCGAGUACGAGAUGUUUGUCAUUGCUGUGAACAACAUAGGCCGAGGCCCGCCCAGCGCUUCCGCCAUUGUUACUACCGGAGAAACUGCUGAUUCAUCACAUGGAGGUUCAAAACCCGGGUCGGCACCAAAAAACGUUCAAGUGAGACCCCUCAGUUCGAGCACCAUGGUUAUCCAGUGGGAAGAGCCCGAGCAACCCAAUGGUCAAGUCACCGGCUACAAAGUGUAUUACACAGAGAACCCACAGCAGUCGAUGGCGUCGUGGGACUCGCAGAUGGUUGACAACAACAUGUUGACGACAAUCAGCGACCUGACGCCGCACACCAUCUACACAAUCCGCGUGCAGGCCUUCACCAGCGUCGGCCCUGGUCCGCUGUCCGAGCCAGUCCUCGUCAAGACUCAACAAGGAGUGCCCAGCCAGCCAAGUAAUCUACGUGCAACUGACAUUGGAGAGACAUCAGUGACCCUGCAGUGGAGUAAACCAUCUCACGCUGGCGAGAAUAUUGUUAGCUACGAACUUUACUGGAAUGACACUUAUGCCAAGGAGAAAUUUCAUCGGCGCAUCCCGAUCACAGAGACAUACACACUGACCGGCCUCUACCCGAACACUCUUUUCUACGUGUGGCUUGCGGCGAGGUCCCAGCGGGGGGAGGGGGCCACCACUUCCCCCAUCCCCAUUCGCACCAAACAGUACGUGCCGGGAGCGCCGCCGCAGAACGUGUCGGGGGUGGCGGAGGGGCCAACAGCCAUCCGCGUGUCAUGGCAGCCGCCUCCGUCCGACAAGAGCAACGGUCGCAUCGUCUACUACAAGCUGCAGGUGGUGGAGGCGGGUCGCUCAGACUCGGAGGCGGUCGUCACCAUGCUGAACAGCACCUCGUUUCUGCUGGACGAACUGAAGCGCUGGACCGAGUACCGCAUCUGGGUGCUGGCUGGUACCAGUGUUGGUGAUGGACCACCCUCCUACCCCAUCACCGUUCGCACCCACGAAGAUGUGACCAGCGAUAAGUUGCCUGGAGAUCCUCAAGAAGUGAAAGCACAGGCUAUCAAUUCGACCGUCAUUCAUGUUCAGUGGAAACCUCCGGUGGAGAAAGACAGGAAUGGAAUUAUUCGGGGAUAUCACAUACACGUGCAGGAAACAAAGGAAGACGGCAAGAGCCUGCUGAACGAGCCGAUGCGUUUCAACGUGCUGGACGGUGCAGUGCUGGAGAUGAACGUGACGUUUCUGCAGCCGGACACCAAGUACUCGAUCCAGGUGGCCGCACUCACGCGCAAGGGCGACGGCACGCGCAGUCUGCCAGUCAUCGUCAAGACACCUGGAGGCGUGCCUAACCGGCCCACUGUCAAUCUCAAGGUAUUGGAAAGAGAACCAGAAGUGAGUAUAGAACUGGAAUGGAAUAAGCCGACACAAACGUAUGGGGAGCUGCAAGGCUAUAGAUUGAGGUAUGGAGUGAGAGAAACACCUCUCAUUGAAGUUAUGCUGCAGACAACUUCUCAUAAAAUAUCAUCUCUAGAGAGUGGAGUGGAGUACGAAUUCAGGGUGUCAGGCAAAAACAACAUCGGAUUCGGCCAGGAGGCCAUAAAGUACCUGAAGACUCCGGAGGGGCCUCCAACCGGACCACCCACCAAUCUGACGCAUCACUUCCAGACGCCUGACGUGGUCUGCGUCACGUGGGCUCUGCCAGAACGCAAGCAUCGCAACGGGCAGGUCACACACUACGAUGUCCAGUUCCAGAAGAAGUCUGAUCAGUCCACCAUAACUGAUAGGAAUACCACUCAAACAAAGGCUGUGUUCUCGAAUCUGGAGGAGAGUGGCGACUACGUGUUCAAGGUGCGCGCGCAUACGGGCGCCGGGGAGGGGCCGUGGAGUGAGAGUGUGCCGAUCGCCACCGACCGAGACAUCGUGCGCGCGCCGAUGGGCGUCAAGGCGGUCGCCACCUCCGACCAGAGCGUCGAGGUGUGGUGGGAGCCCGUGCCCAGUCGCGGCAAGAUUGUCGGCUAUCAGUUAUUCUACACUACGACUGCUGUCGAAGAUCUGGACGAGUGGCAGCAGAAAAUUGUUCCUCUGACUGAAUCUGCAGAUUUGCUCAGCUUAGAAAAGUACGCUCAGUAUGCCAUUGCUGUGGCAGCACGCACAAAGACUGGCCUUGGUAGACUUUCGGAGAAGGUAACGGUGAAAGUGAAGCCGGAAGAUGUGCCUCUCAACCUGAGGGCUCACGAUGUCAGCACUCACAGCAUGACGCUGUCCUGGUCGCCUCCCAUUCGCCUUAAUCCAAUUAAUUAUAAGAUUUCGUUCGACGCCGUGAAGGAGUUCUUGGACUCGCAGGGCAUGACACAGACGCAGAUAGUGCCACGACGCACCAUCCUGCUGGAGCCACACGCACGCACCAACACAAUCAACGAGUUGUCUCCAUUCACGACGUACAACGUGAAUGUGUCGGCCAUCCCCUCCGACCACCGCUACCGGCCCCCCACCCGCAUCACCGUCACCACCCAGAUGGCCGCCCCUCAGCCCAUGGUCAAGCCCGACUUCUACGGAGUUGUCAACGGCGAGGAAAUACAGGUUAUUCUACCUCAAGCAUCAGAAGAAUACGGACCAAUCAGUCACUACUACUUGAUCGUUGUUCCUGAGGACAAGUUGACAAUGCACAAAAAUCCCGAUCAAUUCUCCACAGAAGAGAUGAUUGCCAACAAAGGAAACAAAAAUGAAAGGGAACGAGCUCCUUACAUUGCUGCCAAAUUUCCACAACGAAACAUUCCAUAUACUUUUGAUUUGGGCUCUGGCGAUACAUAUGAAGGCUUUGUGAAUAGAAAACUGAAUCGUACAGUACGUUACAGAAUAUUUGUUAGAGCUAUCGUUGACACGCCACAAAAGCACUUGUUCACCUCGAGUCCAUUCUCUGAGCUGCUGGCGCUGGACAUGCGCGAGGUGCCCCCUGGCGAACCCCCCCGCCGCCCCAAUCCCUACGUGCCUGUCGAGAACUCUGACGUCAGCAUGAAUCGCAACACAGAGGAGGCCGGCAUGGUGUGGGUCAUCGGGCCCAUCAUCGCCGCCCUCAUGCUCUCCAUCUGCCUCGUCCUGCUCUUCAUCGUCAAAAAUAGGAGGAAGCAGCACUGCAAGACACCUGACCAAUCAGCGGUCACUAAGCCGCUGAUGGGAGGCGUGGGUGGUGGAGGGGCAGAGGUGGCUACAUGCCACGCCCCCUCCGACCCGGUCGAGAUGCGACGAAUCAACUUCCAGACGCCAGGCAUGAUCUCGCAUCCGCCCAUCCCCGUCACCGAACUGUCCAAUCACAUCGACCGGCUCAAGGCCAACGACAAUCUCAAGUUCUCGCAGGAAUACGAAUCUAUUGAACCCGGCCAACAGUUCACAUGGGACCACUCGAAUAUGGAGGUGAACAAGCCCAAAAACAGAUACGCGAAUGUCAUCGCCUACGAUCAUUCACGAGUGAUACUCCAACAAGUGGACAAUAUGCUUGGAACCGACUAUAUCAAUGCCAACUACUGUGAUGGAUAUAGGAAGCACAACGCUUAUGUGGCUACUCAGGGUCCUCUACAAGAGACAAUAGCUGAUUUCUGGCGAAUGUGCUGGGAGCUGCGGACGGCUACAAUAGUGAUGAUGACCAAAUUGGAAGAGCGCACCAGAAUCAAAUGCGACCAGUACUGGCCUUCGCGUGGCACUGAGACCUACGGCACCAUCACUGUCACACUCUCUGAUGUACAGGAACUAGCCACCUACUGCAUCCGAACUUUCCAUAUCAAUAAGUCGAACUACUCGGAGCGUCGCGAGAUCAAGCAGCUGCAGUUCACCGCGUGGCCAGACCACGGCGUCCCCGACCACCCGGCGCCCUUCCUGCAGUUCCUACGCCGCGUGCGCGCCUGCAACAUGGCGGCCGGGGGUGCCGGGGGGCCCCUGGUGGUGCACUGCAGUGCGGGCGUCGGCCGCACCGGCUGCUUCAUUGUCAUCGACUCCAUGAUGGAGCGCAUGCGCCACGAGAAGAGCAUCGACAUCUACGGACAUGUCACCUGUCUGCGCGCGCAGCGAAACUAUAUGGUCCAGACUGAGGAUCAAUACAUAUUUAUACAUGACGCUCUCCUAGAAGCAGUUAUUUGUGGCAAUACAGAAGUGCCUGCCAGGAACCUCCACACUCACAUCACUAAACUGAUGCAGACUGAUCUUGGAGAUUCUAUCACCGGAAUGGAACUCGAGUUUAAGAAACUGUCAAAUAUCAAGUGCGACUCGACACGGUUCGUGUCGGCCAACCUGCCCGUCAACAAGCAUAAGAACCGGCUGGUGCACAUUCUGCCGCUUGAGAGCUCGCGCGUGUGCCUGGCUCCACUGCGUGGCGUGGAGGGCAGCGACUACAUCAAUGCCAGCCUCAUCGACGGCUACCGCACGCGGGCCGCCUACAUCGCCACGCAGGGCCCCCUUGCCGACACUACUGACGACCUUUGGCGCAUGCUCUGGCAGCACAACUCCACCAUCGUCGUCAUGCUCACCAAGCUCAACGAGAUGGGCAGGGAGAAGUGCCACCAGUACUGGCCGAGCGAGCGCUCGGUGCGCUACCAGUGCUUCGUGGUGGACCCGAUCGCCGAGUACAACAUGCCCUCCUACAUCCUGCGCGAGUUCAAGGUGACCGACGCGAGGGACGGCAGCUCGCGAACCCUGCGCCAGUUCCAGUUCACCGACUGGCCCGAGCAGGGCGCGCCCAAAUCGGGCGACGGAUUCAUCGACUUCAUCGGCCAGGUGCACAAGACCAAGGAGCAGUUCGGUCAGGAUGGGCCCAUCACUGUUCACUGCAGCGCUGGAGUUGGAAGGACAGGAGUGUUCAUAACGCUGAGCAUCGUGCUGGAGCGAAUGCAAUACGAAGGUGUCGUUGACUUAUUUCAGACUGUUAGGAUUUUAAGGACGCAGCGGCCGGCCAUGGUAUCUACUGAGGAUCAGUAUCAGUUUUGCUACAAGGCGGCUUUGGAGUACCUGGGAUCGUUCGACCACUACGCCAACUAGUGAUGUGCCCCAGCAGACCAGUUCGAGUUCGAUCAUCUGGUCUGAUCCUAACUGCCGUGUAGUCACAAUCACCUAGUUAUUUCAACAGAACACUAGUUAUAUUCGAUCGAUCCAGUUCAUAGUACAAUCGGUUCACAAACUCACUACGAGCUAGACUGUGAAUAACAUGAGAAUAAUUGUUGAUGUGUUCAUAUUUAGUUUUCUAUUAAUCUGUUAUGUUCUGCAAAUAGUUUUUAAAUGUAAAUGUAAUCAUUGAGCCGAGUCCGUUCCUUGGUUAGUCUGUAAAUGCAUCUUGAGAUGAGCUCUCUUGGAGGAGUGCUUUGUACAUAAAUUGACUACAGAAAGCUAGCCUAAAUUAUGUAAUUUCAAUAAUAUUUUAGAUAGCGUAAAUGAUCAAUGACUUCUUCUUGAUCAACGAUUUUAAGUUAAGUGACUUGUGCAUAUACCUGGACUAUCGCAUUGGUAUGCAUAUUUCAUUCAAACGUGUGUGAUUAUCAAGAGUAGUGUAUGUAUGUGUGAGAGUAUAUAUGUUUGUGCGCUGGUUUUAUAAACCAUGUGUGAUGAAACUAAAUAAAUGACUUAGUUACUUUAGUUACUUAGGUAUAAGCUAUUAUUACCUAUAACAUUUUCUUUUUAUUAAUAU